GCACGCGCAUCUCAACGGCUGCAUCAGCUCGGCCACCAUGAAGAAGCUGAUGGCGCAGAAGCCGGGCCUGCAGAUCCACAACGGGAUGACCGUGAUUGACAAGGGGCACAAGCGGACCCUGGACGAAUGUUUUCAAAUGUUUCAGAUGAUCUAUCAGRUUACCACUAGAACUGAAGAUAUUUUACUGAUAACUAAAGAUGUUAUUAAAGAAUUUGCUGAUGAUGGUGUCAAGUAUUUGGAAUUGAGGAGCACUCCUAGAGAAGAAAAGGCCACAGGUAUGACCAAAAGGAUGUAUGUUGAGACUGUGCUUGAGGGAAUAAAACAGUGUAAAGAAGAAGGCUUGGAUAUAGAUGUAAGAUUGCUAAUAGCAAUAAAUAGAAGAGGUGGCCCUGCAGUUGCUAAAGAGACUGUUAAACUUGCUGAAGAGUUCCUGCUUUCCACCGAUGGGGUUGUAGUAGGACUUGACCUCAGCGGUGAUCCCACCGCAGGACGUGGCCAAGAUUUUUUGGAACCCCUCUCGGAAGCAAAAAAGGCUGGUCUUAAGCUGGCGUUGCAUCUUUCAGAGAUUCCAAAUCAAGAAGAGGAGACCAAAAUUCUUCUUGGCCUGCCUCCUGACAGAAUUGGACACGGAACAUUUCUCAACUCUGCAACAAUAGGGUCAGAGGAAUUAGUGCCACUUGUUAGACAGAAUCACAUACCUAUUGAAUUGUGCAUGACAUCAAACAUCAAAACUCAGACAGUGCCUUCCUGUGACAAACACCAUUUUGGAUACUGGUACAGCAUAGGUCACCCUGCAGUGCUUUGCACUGAUGAUAAAGGCGUCUUUGCAACAGAUCUCUCUCAGGAAUAUGAACUGGCUGCAAAAACAUUUAAUCUGACUCGAUCACAGAUGUGGGAUCUUUCCUAUGAAUCCAUCGACUAUAUUUUUGCUUCAAAUGUGGUAAAAACAAGGCUAAAGGAACAGUGGUGUAAACUGAAGCCAACUCUGUUUGAUUAAUCAAAAUAUUCUUCUAAGUAUCUUCGAUGUGUUAGCUUUUCUUUCUUUUUACUGAAGUGCGUGACUUUGGCAUUUUCAGCUCUCAGGGUUAUAAAUCGAGUCCUGCUGCUGUGUGUGCAAAAUCAGGAAUGCAGGAAAGCAUCAUCUCUUAGUGAGGAUGGAAGCAGAAGUCCUUUGGAUAGUCCCUUUGUCUGGAAGGGCUUCAGUCAGUGAUUAAAAAUCUAGAUGUUUUAUUACGUAGUCUCUCUUUAGUUGAUAUGAUAUUAUUCUUUAAAACUAUUCUGUUGAAAUAUUUCAUAAUAUUACAGUUCAGAAUCAGAACAAUUUGGCACAUUUUGAAGGAAUGAAAAAGUGUAUGUUUGCAACUGUAUACCAAUCAGUUUGGGUUUUUGGGGUGUGCGUGUUUUGUUUUCCAAUAUUUUUAAACAAGUUUUGAGCAGUUGAGUGAACAUGAAGACAGAGAUAACCUCAGGGAGAAUUAAAUAUUUGUUUCAAAAAAUAUAUACAACUGUUGCRUUUGUUUCUGUUGAUGUGUAUGUAUGACUGAAACCUGCUGUGGAUUGUGUAGUGUGUGGGUGUGUGUGGUGGUUUCUAUCACUGCAGUCAGUAUUCGUAGGAUCUUGUAGUGCCUCCA
This is a messenger RNA of Nothoprocta perdicaria, 1631 nucleotides long. It is a transcript of the gene MAPDA, whose product is annotated as adenosine deaminase like. The record is from RefSeq and is a predicted model, not a curated record. Gene Ontology annotation, molecular function: adenosine deaminase activity. The transcript has 9 exons. Gene Ontology annotation, biological process: adenosine catabolic process; inosine biosynthetic process. Lineage: Eukaryota; Metazoa; Chordata; Aves; Tinamiformes; Tinamidae. The coding region runs from base 38 to 997 and encodes 319 amino acids.